Molecule: messenger RNA, 1495 nt
Organism: Brassica oleracea var. oleracea
Lineage: Eukaryota; Viridiplantae; Streptophyta; Magnoliopsida; Brassicales; Brassicaceae
Exons: 2
Coding region: 75-638 (187 amino acids)
Source: RefSeq, a predicted model, not a curated record
UCAAACCUCUUUAAAGUAAACCCAUUAAAACCCACUCACGCUCCUCUCCAAGUAGUAGUGGUAAGUAAGAACAGAUGUCAAACAACACUUCCCCUGUUUCUCCCAUGCCCCUCUCUCAACACUUCAGCGACUAUGGCUUCGAUCCCCAAAUCGACUACUUUCAGGUUUUGGAAGAAGCAAGAAAGCACAAGAAAGAAACUUCCUCCAUUGACAGUAUGCAUCAAUUCAAGCUCCAGAAGCCUAUAUCCAAAGACGACCUGAUCCGAACCGCUCUCCACAAGAAGAAGAAGCGUUGGUUCUUGAAAAACGCUUUGCUCUUCUUCAGCUGGCGGAAAUGGCGAAGGCGAGACAGUCAUUACGCAGGGGAAGGAGACGUGGAGAUGGAACUCGACGUUCACAUGGCGAGGGCUAGGAACUUUCGCGCCUCAUCAGUCGGACCCGGUUCGAUAUCUGGUCCGGUUUACGUGACGGAGAGCUGGAGCGGUUCGAGCACACCGUACCGAACGAUAAGACCUUCUUCGCUGACGUCGACGCCAGCUGCUGUUCCGUAUAUGAGUCUACGGGAGCUUAACAUGGAGCGGCAACACAGGAGCAACGCAUCUUCUUCUAGGUCGGGUCCUCUUUACUUGGUCACGUGAUCCCCUAUAUAUUAAAAGAGAAGCAUUUUUAAAACUUACCUUAAAAAUUUAUUGGCAAGAAAUGUGACGUGGUGACGUGGCUUCACGAGAAGCUUUUGAUUAGUAAAACGCUUAUGUGUCACGCAGAGAACGCCUCUCAACAAAACUGUGAAUUUAAUGCGUUCACACUAACAUUCCUUUAAAAAAACUUCAUAUCAUCUAUAUUUUCCUCGACAAACACUUUUACGUGAUAAACCUUCAGCUUCAAGUUAGAUUAGUUGAUUUAUCAAUCCACUCAAUAUAAUCAUAGCAUCAAUAAAGAUUUCUUAUUCCUCUAUACGUUUCUGUUAAAAACGAUUAGCCAUCUGAUCUAUCGUCAUUAAGUCGACAAAUCUGUAGAGACGACAAAGCGAUGAAAUUUUAGUACGAUGCCAAGUGUUAAUGAAAGAACCCUUUUCUCCAUAUCUGCUUUCAUGCAUUUAGCAGAGUACUCACAUUCUUGAGAACCGCCUCUUAUUGCUGAAAGAGGACGUUGGAAAUCUAUUUCUAGAUAAAUGUGUUGUACUCGGUUUUGUUACUGCUCGAUGAGGUGAUCUCUGUUUUAAGGAGACUGAAUCACUGUAAAUCGUUUCGGCUUAGAGUAUUAGUCUUCUCAAGCAAGCAAUAUAAGCAUGUGAGUGUCACCACCUUCGCCGCCAUGAGAACUCUGCAUUAGACGACCUUGAAGAUGAGAAGAAACUUCCAGGAACGAACCACCAGCAAGUCUCACGUGAUGGUCGCAUCUGGAACAACCUUUACAAUUUAGAGGGUCAAAUAAACUUCAAUUUCUUUUAUUACGCAACUAUGUUUUCUGAAUUUAAAAGAGCUAUACUUUUUUA